This is a messenger RNA of Owenia fusiformis, 1691 nucleotides long. The record is from the annotation of a GenBank genome assembly. Lineage: Eukaryota; Metazoa; Annelida; Polychaeta; Sabellida; Oweniidae.
CACCUUCGACUCCCGGGAAAAUAUGCUGUUUUUGUUUGUUCUUUUCGUUCAUUGUACAUGUCGUAAAACCGUAAAGCAGUCUCAAGAACGUCAGCAAAAAUAAAAAAUAUUUUUGAAAUCACCUACGUUUUAGACAAUUUAUGACACUACUAGGAUCGAUACGUACAUAAUAAUAUAUAAAAAUGGAAGUUGGUGAAGUGAGGGUUGCAAUGGACUCAGAUUUUAUGAAAUUAAGAGACCUUUGUGAAGAGAUAGAUGGAUGGAAAGUAGAGUAUAACAAAAAUGGAAUUUCAGUCCACACAAAACAUAAUGACAUCUCAGAUUUUAAGAUGGUAAAGAUUAGAUCAGUAAUGAACUACAGUGCUCAAACAGUGUAUGAUGUUUUACACGACCCAGAAUAUAGGAAAGUGUGGGACCACUCUAUGAAGGAAAGCUAUGAAAUAGGCUACCUAAAUCCCAAUAAUGACAUAGGCUAUUAUUCACUCAAGUGUCCUUCUCCAAUGAAAAAUCGAGAUUUUGUUCUUCAAAGGUCUUGGCUGGAUACAGGGCCCCAUCUAUAUAUUUUAAACCACAGUGUUAAUCAUGAAGAUUUACCUCCAAGGAAAGGCAUAGUGCGAGGGAUAUCAUACUUAACUGGCUAUUGGUUAAAGGUGCUCACUCCAAAAUCAUGCGAAUUCAACUAUGUAACACAGGCAGAUCCUAAAGGAAAGCUUCCUAAGUGGUUGGUGAACAGAGCCACUCAUAUCGUUGCUCCAAAGACGGUGAAAUUAGUCCAAAAAGCAUGCAAGGGGUAUGAUUCCUGGAAGGCUAAGAAUAAUCCUAACCAAAAGCCUUGGAUUUACCCAGAACAGAUAAAGGUCCCUAGGAUAAACCUGGAAGACCCUAAGAUUCUCCCUAUGGACCAUGCACAGUCUAUGGACUCAUUGGAUGAGAGCGAGUUAAAAGAAUCUGAUAUGAGCCAAUCAGAACUGAGUGAAUUGAACGCAGGGGAAAAUGGUGAUAUAUAAUAUUGAAUGUAGGAAUUUAUAUAGUAGAACACAUAGUGACAUUUUUCAAUCUUGUGCAGUGGUUUAAAUCUAACGAAACAUUUUAAGGGUAUUUGGUUAAUACAUCAAGGCUGUGUUAACAUAACAUGUAGUAUUUAUCCAGUAUUCAUUGGAAUCGCAUCAAACCUCUCGUUAAUUCCCACUCUCCAUACUACAUGUACCUACGCUCACUUCAUAAGUUUGGUAACUUGAGUCUUUGUUGGAUUGUGCUUUUAGCCUGUUUGAAUCUUUAGGAAUGUAUGACAAAUUGGACUAUUGUUUUUUUUGAAUCGCCAGUCCCAAAAACAGUUUUUAGCAUGUAGUCCAAAAGGGAACUCCAGUUUUUUCCAACUUUUUGGAGGGUAGAGCAUUUCUGUUAACAAACUUUUAGAAGGUUAUGUUAUUUCCAAUUACCAACAUUUUUGAGGGAAGUGUAUUUCUGAUAACCUACUUUUGGAAGGUUGUAUUAUUUCCGAAUACCAACGUUUUUGAGGGUAGUGUUAUUUCCGAUUACCAACUUUUUGGAUGGUGGUGUAUUUCCCAUUUGUGCGAUAGGUUAGUAAUGUAUGUUAGGAGGGGACAUACAAGAGAUUUGAUGCAAAAUUAUAUAUUUAUAGACUAUUGACUGAACUAAAUAACAUUUAUCAAAUCAGGGGUGUUUUCAGG